Messenger RNA from Prorocentrum cordatum, 284 nucleotides. NCBI's taxonomy places the organism in Eukaryota, Dinophyceae, Prorocentrales, Prorocentraceae. The record is from the annotation of a GenBank genome assembly.
GCAUGGCCCGCCACGUGGCCAUCAUCGUCACGGUGCUCGGCGUGUGCACCGCGGUGGCGGUCUGGUGCGAGGCCAUCGCGGACGUGAUCGCGCUCUUCGGCAGCUGCUUCGGAACACUGAUAUGCCUGGUGUGGCCGCGCAAGAUAUACCACCUCAUCUUCGGCAGGCUCCACUCGAAGAGCAUCGGGGUUCCGGUGGGCCUCGUCCUCUUCCUCGCCACGUUGGUCGGUGUGCUCGCGUUCGCCCUGCAGGCUUUCGAGUUUGCGCGGAGAAUACGGUCGUGA